This is a messenger RNA of Aspergillus wentii DTO 134E9, 918 nucleotides long. RefSeq lists its product as uncharacterized. Lineage: Eukaryota; Fungi; Ascomycota; Eurotiomycetes; Eurotiales; Aspergillaceae. The transcript has a single exon. Bases 1 to 918 code for a protein of 305 amino acids. The record is from RefSeq and is a predicted model, not a curated record.
AUGGAACCCCCCAGAAAUCGAAAGCAACGGCGAACUGCCGCCGCUGCAGCAACCGAUACCGACUCGUCUUUCGAACCAUCCUCGAUCCCUCUGGCCCACCCGCCCCGAGAAACUGCCUCGAAGAAGAAGAAAGAAAAUGUGAAGACACUAUAUGAUAUAAUUGCCGAAAGACAAAAUGAACUUGGUGGUGUGAAGGAUAUGCCUGCUGGGUCGGGGUUGAAGCCUCAGUUCAUGACGGUCGACCCUGCGUCCGGCAAAAUCUCUGGCGUCGACCCGUCUGGUAUUCUGGGAGAACAAAAUGAGAAUAGGGUUGAGGAGAUUUUUGAUGAGGAAGGCGAAAAAGAGGCAGCAGAAGCAAGUUUGCCUGACAAAGGUUCAACAGAGGCCCAGGAGCAACCUCUCCCGCCCUUCAUCGACACGAUAUUGCUUUCGUUCCCCUUGACCACCUUACAUCUGACGCUGGGCUACCUUGCAGCUCAUCAGUACGCAGAGAAGAUUGUACUUUCUCAACUCGUUCGAGAAUCUGCGUUCAUAGCAUUUCCCAUAUUGACUUUACUUGUCCAUCUAGCCCAUGGACACGUCAUCUCGUUGGGACGCAGCUCGGGGGACAGUAACACCACCGGUACAACAUCGCUCUUUCCUCUGAGCCAGGACAAACUGUCUAUAGCCUUUAUGCGAAAGCUUCUUUUCCCGCCGACCCUGAAGACUGUGGUCUUUCUUUCGCUUGCCAUUUUCCUUGGCAACAAAUUGAUGACGAUUACCAACGAAGAUCCGUACUACGCUGUGAUGAAGCGGGCUCCGGCAAUCGGUACGUUGUGGGUAUGGAGCAUCCUGGAGAUCCCCGUUGGCGCAGCUGCACUGGGAGCGUUGGGACCCCUUGGAUGGGGCGUUUGGUGGAAGGGAUAUGGUAUUUUCUAA